Messenger RNA from Porites lobata, 591 nucleotides. NCBI's taxonomy places the organism in Eukaryota, Metazoa, Cnidaria, Anthozoa, Scleractinia, Poritidae. The record is from the annotation of a GenBank genome assembly.
AGGAAGGGAAGGAGGAAAGGAGGAGGGAAGAAGGAAAGAAGAAACGAGGGAAGGAAGGAGGGAGGUAGGAAAGGAAGAGGGGAAUACAGGGACGGGGGACAGAGGAAGGAAGGAAGAAAGGAAGGGAGGGAGGGAGGAAGGAAGGGGGGAGGAAGAAAGGAGGGAAGAAAGAAGGGGAGAAAGGAAUGGAGGAAGGAAGAAGGGAACGAAGGAUCAAGGAAGGAAGGAGGGAGGAAAGAAGGAGGGGAAUACAGGGAGGGGGGACAGAGGAAGGAAGGAGCGAGCAAAGGAAAAGGGAAGGGAAGAGGGGGAGAAAGGAGUGGAGGAAGGAAAGGGGGGAACGAAGGGUGAAGGAAGGAGGGAGGGAGGAAAGGAAGAGGGGAAGGCAGGGAGGGGGGGGACAGAGGAAAGAAGGAAGAAAGGAGGGAACGAAGGAAGAAGGAAGGUAAGAGGAAAGGGGGAGAUAGGAAUGGAGGAAGGAAGGAGGGAGGGAGGAAAGGAAGAGGGGAAUGCAAGGAGGGGGAACAGAGAAAGGAAGGAAGGAAUGGAGAGAAAGAGGGAGGGGGAGGAAGGAAGAAGAAGGGAAAUUAA